AGGAGGCUCCGUGGGUGGGAGGUGACGCGACUUGGUGGAUAUGAGCACCCGGCUCGCUCAUGCGUCCCACCAAGCGUGAGAUUCUCUCCCUCUCAGCCCACGCGCCUGAUUGACAGAUUAAAUAACAGCCAUGUCCAGGUGUCUGAUUCCCAAAGCGGACGUGAAGUCGUUCAUUCAGCAAUGCAUGGUGGCCGUCAAGACAAAGCCGGCGCAUGCCAAGGCCCUGGCCGACGUGCUGGUGGAGGGCGACUACCGCGGCCACUACAGCCACGGCCUCAACCGCAUGGACAUGUACGUGAAGGACAUCAAGUCGGGCAUCUGCGAGAAGGAUGGGGAACCAACGAUUGAGAAGGAAACCGCAGCCACCGCCCUCGUGAAUGGAAACAAUUUGCUUGGGCCGGUUGUGGGCAACUUCUGCAUGGACCUGGCCAUGAAGAAGGCCACGGAGAGUGGCGUUGGAUGGGUGGUGGCUCGGGGUUCAAAUCAUUAUGGAAUCGCUGGCUUCUACUCCAUGCAAGCGCUGGAGCAAGGCAUGAUGGGAAUGAGUUUCACGAACACCUCUCCGCUGGUUGUGCCAACGAGAGGAAUGGAAUGCACUCUGGGAACAAACCCCAUCAGCGUGGCGGCGCCAGCUGGGAAGGACGACAGCUUCGUGCUGGACAUGGCCACGUCAGCCGUUGCACUGGGCAAGGUCGAGCUGCACGCGCGCAACCAGCAGACGAUUCCCGAGGGCUGGGGCUGCGACGCGAAGGGCGCCGUCACGCAGGACCCGCAGAAGGUGCUGGACGGAGGAGGCCUCCUGGCCCUGGGAGGAGCCGAAGCCACAGGAGGCUACAAGGGCUACGGCCUGGGCAUGAUGGUGGAGGUGUUCUGCGGCAUCAUGGGUGGUGCUACCUACAGCAACAACAUCCGCACCUGGAGGGAGACCAGCCGCGUGGCCGACCUCGGACAGUGUUUCGUCGCCGUCAAUCUCAGCUGCUUUGCCCCAGGCUUCGAGUCUCGCAUGGCUGACCUCUUGAGCAUCCACCGCCACUUGCCGCCGGCGCCUGGGGCCACCAGCGUGCUGGUGCCUGGCGACCCGGAGCGCCAGCACAUCGCCGAGUGCGAGAGCAAGGGCGGCAUCCCCUACUCUGUGCACGUCGUGAGCCACAUGAACAAUGUGGCGAAAGAGCUGGGCGUUGCACCACUGCCAGUGUCAGUGAUGGACAAAUGAAGAACCAAGUGCAUCGGACACAAAAGUGGGAUUCUACACAAAGUGCUUUAAAUCCUUCGCUAUCGUCUGGUUCCGCAAUGUGGGUGUUGAUGAACGUGAGAAUGCGUUGUACGUUUCUGCUAAAUGGGGGAGUGUGAUGCUGGAAGUGCUUCGGUUGACGUUCAAUUUGUGCUUUGGACAAGUAGAAGACUUUUUUGGGUUUUACAGACAUCUGCUGCGUUUUAAUGUCAUGCAGUAAGGCAAGAGGCGAAUCGUGUGGUGGUUGUGCCCUGCAGCCCCCUCAGGAUGUUUCCGCUGUUAGCACAGUGCGCCGUUCGGCACGACGUCCGACGUUUGGCUCCGCGUCCUUAGCUUUUUCAGGAACCGAAGAGGCUGAAGAGCCAUCGUCUUUAUUGUUGUAAAAAUUCUACAAUAAAAAAAACACUGUGGAGAGCCCUUGUCAAAAUCCUUCAUAAAGUUUCGAUGUAAAGCUUUCGUGACUGCAAUGAUUCAUCUUCGUUGGUUCUUUCGGUAAAGUCAC
Petromyzon marinus (sea lamprey) is the source of this 1733-nucleotide messenger RNA. RefSeq names its product putative oxidoreductase YjmC. The record is from RefSeq and is a predicted model, not a curated record. NCBI's taxonomy places the organism in Eukaryota, Metazoa, Chordata, Hyperoartia, Petromyzontiformes, Petromyzontidae. Gene Ontology annotation, molecular function: oxidoreductase activity.